Mytilinidion resinicola is the source of this 1975-nucleotide messenger RNA. RefSeq lists its product as uncharacterized. The transcript is spliced from 2 exons. NCBI's taxonomy places the organism in Eukaryota, Fungi, Ascomycota, Dothideomycetes, Mytilinidiales, Mytilinidiaceae. Bases 1 to 1704 code for a protein of 567 amino acids. The record is from RefSeq and is a predicted model, not a curated record.
AUGGACAAUCUCAACCGGGCGGUGGACGUUGCCAACAUAGCAGUCGAAGCCACUCCUCAGGACCACCCCGAUCGAGCUGCCAUCUUGAGCAACCUUGGAAACAGGCUUGGCACGCGAUUUGAGCGGACUGGGUUCAUGGACGAUCUCAACCGUGCCCUAUCCUGUUUCAAGGGAGGUUGGGAUUGCCAUACUUCCCCACCAUCUAUACGCAUUGGUCUCGCUUCUAUGGCUGCAGCCGUCGCUCUCAAUGCAGAAAAGGAGGUGCAAUAUGCCUUGGAGCUAUUGGAGCUUGGCCGCUGCGUUAUCGCUGGUCUGUUGUUAGAAUUGCGCACAGACAUUUCCGACCUCAGAGAGCAGCAUCCCAGAUUAGCGACGGAAUUUGAGAUCCUUCGGAAUAAGCUAGACGCGCCUUCCAGUGGGAUAGGUCUAGUGGGCGAUGCAACACCUUCAUGGACAUCCCAAGCCAAUCGGCGGAUUGAAGCAGACCAAAAAUUCAAUCUGGUUAUUGCAAAAAUACGCGAUCAGCCUACCUUCCAGAACUUUCUUCUUCCGCCGACUCGUGACGAACUCAUGGCUGCCGCAGACCAAGGCCCCAUCGUUAUUAUCAACGUAAGCUCGUACCGUUGCGAUGCGUUUCUUAUUGAGCAUCAUCGGAUUAGGGUGUUACCACUACCUAACCUAACAGAGGAGAAGCUAAACCAAAGAGUCCAACAGCAGUCGGUUGGAUCAACACCAGUCUUACAGUGGUUGUGGAAAGCGGCUGCAGCACCUAUCUUGGACGCACUAGGACACCAACAAUUGCCAUCUAACAACUGGCCUCGGGUAUGGUGGAUUCCGACAGGAGCGCUAAGUCACUUUCCAGUUCACGCAGCGGGAUUUCACACCAAAGGAUCGACCAAGACAGUGCUCGAUAGAGUUAUGUCAUCUUACAGUUCAUCUAUAAAGGCACUGGUAUAUGGACGCCGACAUAGUGUCCAUAGAACGACUGAAUCUGGGUUGGAGCAAGCUCUUCUAGUUGCCAUGCAAGAGACCCCAUGCCUCCCAAGAAGCUCAGCCCUUCCUUUUGCCACCAAAGAAGUAGAAAUGUUAGUCGACCUCUGCCCGUCGCUACAGCUGAAAGCGGUUAUGCCACUACGGCGCAGGGAAGAAGUUCUGGCUCACUUGCGGGCCUGCAAGAUUUUCCACUUUGCUGGCCAUGGACGUUCAGAUCCCCUGGAUCCUUCGCAAAGCAGUCUGCUCCUAGAUGACUGGGAGAAGAGCCCAUUAACUGUAGGAGAUCUCCGCGACCAUAGAAUUGCAGAGAGCUCACCGUUUCUUGGCUAUCUCUCGGCCUGCUCGACUAGCACGAACAGGGUGGGUAGGCUUGUCGAUGAGGGAAUCCAUCUAGCGAGUGCCUUCCAGCUUGCGGGGUUCCGGCAUGUUAUAGGAACGCUCUGGGAAGUGUCCGACAUUCACUGUGUAGACGUUGCUAGGGUAGUGUACGAGACGAUCCGGGACGAAGGUAUGACGGACGUGGCGAUAUGUCGGGGCCUCCAUCAGGCGGUCAGGGCGCUGCGGGAUGGGCACAUUGAGUCAACGAAAGAGGCGAGAGAUGCGGAGCUUAGCGAUGGGGAGCUUAGCGAUGGGGAGGUUUGCGACGAGGGUUGUGAGACUACGCUAGAGAGCCCGCUCUAUUGGGCUCCGUAUAUUCACUUUGGUGUCUAGGGGUGGACUGAACUACCAUCACAUCUCUGCUGUGCCUUACCCAGCGCUCAUGAACACUUACGAUCCGAACUUUUCGUUACUUUGAAGCACCUCUCCACGACCCUAAAGAUUGCAGUGCUCAUGUAAGGAGCCGUUCGUUGUUUGACCGUGUGAUAGCUGUAUCACCAAAACAUGGCGAGCCUUUCCACCUUCGUAUAUGCUUGCAGCGACGGCGUUCUGCCAGUGAUUCUCAACCCACUCACCGAGGCGCGCAGCUGCCAUACCCACUAUG